GGGUCACAGAACGAUGACAAAAGGCAAUUCCUGCUGGAGCGACUGCUGGACGCAGUGAAGCAGUGCCAGAUCCGCUUCGGAGGGAGAAAGGAGAUUGCUUCAGACUCUGACAGCAGGGUGACCUGUCUGUGUGCCCAGUUUGAAGCCGUCCUUCAGCAUGGCAUGAAGAGGAGCCGAGGAUUAGCGCUCACAGCAGCAGCCAUCAAGCAGGCGGCAGGCUUUGCCAGCAAAACUGAGACAGAGCCUGUGUUCUGGUUCUACGUGAAGGAGGUCCUCAACAAGCACGAACUGCAACGCUUCUACUCCCUGCAUCACAUCACUGCGGAUGUGGGCCGAGGCCGGGCCUGGCUGCGCUGUGCCCUGAACGAGCACUCCCUGGAGCGCUACCUGCACAUGCUCCUGGCUGACCGCACCAGGCUCAGCACGUUCUAUGAAGACUGGUCUUUUGUGAUGGAUGAAGAAAGGUCCAGCAUGCUCCCUACCAUGGCAGCUGGUCUGAACUCCAUACUCUUUGCAAUCAACAUUGACAACAAGGAUUUGAAUGGGCAGAGCAAAUUUGCUCCCACUGUCUCUGACCUCUUAAAGGAGUCAACACAGAAUGUGACGUCUUUGCUGAAGGAGUCCACGCAGGGCAUGAGCAGCCUUCUCAGGGAGAUCACAGCAUCCUCUGCUGUCUCCAUUCUCAUCAAGCCGGAGCAAGAGACUGACCCUCUGCCUGUCAUAUCCAAGAAUGUCAGUGUUGAUGCCAGAUGUAAGAGGGAGAGGAGGAGGAGGAAGAAGGUGACCAACAUUGUCUCUUUUGAUGAUGAUGAGGAGGAGCCGAGCAUUGGGAACACUUUAAAGAAGACGCCUGGAACUGCAGAAAGCUCGGAGGAGAACUCCGCCCGCUCCUCCAUCAAUGUCGUGUCAACCUUUGAAAGCCCCUUUGGACCAAACUCCAAUGGGAGCCAGAGCAGCAGUUCCUGGAAAAUGGAUGCUGUGUCUUUGAACGGGGAGCUGGGCUUCCAGAAGCUUGAUGUGAAGAGCAUCGAUGAUGACGUGGAUGAAAACGAGGAGGAUGUGUGCAGGAACCCAGUGGGAAGGAGACACGCAGGCCACUCUGAGUCGCCAGACAAGCCGCUGGAUGGGAAUGCCUGCCUCCCCCAGGUGCAUGGCUGGGCCCCGCUGCAGGUGCUCCAUGGAGAUGCUGAUGCCGACACUGAGGUCCUCUUCCCUGUCAGCGGAGUGGGCUCCUAUGUUGCAACAGAUGCCCCCGUGGGAAGCCUGGAGAAUGGGGCAGGACCAGAGGACCAUCUCCUCCCAGAGCCCGGCCUUCGGUACAGUAUGGAAGCCAGUUCUCCAGGCCGAGGAAGCCCUCUGAGUAGUCUGUUACCAUCUGCCUCAAUGCCCGAGUCCAUGACAGUUCAUGAACUACGCCAAGCCAUCGUGGCCAUGAUGAACAGAAAAGAUGAACUGGAAGAAGAGAACGGGUCACUGCGGAAUCUCCUUGAUGGUGAGAUGGAGCACUCAGCUGCACUCCGGCAAGAGGUGGACGCCUUGAAGAGGAGGGUGGCAGAGCAGCAGGAGCGCCAUUCCACAAAGGUCCAGGCACUGGCAAGAGAAAACGAGGUGCUCAAAGUCCAGCUGAAGAAAUAUGUAGGAGCUGUCCAGAUGCUGAAAAGAGAAGGUCAAACAGCUGAAGUUGUACCUAGUCUUUGGAACGUUGAUGGAGAAGUUACAGUCCCUGAACAGAGGCCUGGGGAAGUUGCUGAGGAACUAGCAAGCUCCUAUGAGAGGAAGCUCAUUGAGGUGGCUGAGAUGCAUGGGGAGCUGAUUGAGUUCAAUGAGCGUCUACACCGGGCCCUGGUGGCCAAAGAAGCCCUGGUGUCCCAGAUGAGGCAAGAGCUGAUCGACCUCCGAGGUCCUGUGCCUGGAGAUUUGAGCCAAACAUCUGAAGACCAGAGUUUGUCAGAUUUUGAAAUAUCUAAUCGGGCGCUGAUCAAUGUUUGGAUCCCAUCCGUGUUUCUUCGAGGCAAAGCAGCCAAUGCAUUUCAUGUGUAUCAGAUCUACAUCCGGAUAAAGGACGACGAGUGGAAUGUGUACCGGAGGUACACUGAGUUCCGGGCACUGCACCACCAGCUGCAGAGCACAUUCCCGCAAGUGAGGGCCUACAACUUCCCACCCAAAAAGGCCAUCGGAAACAAGGACGCCAAGUUCGUGGAGGAGCGACGAAAGCAGCUCCAGAGUUACCUACGCAGCGUCAUGAACAAGGUCAUCCAGAUGGUGCCUGAGUUUGCUGCCAACCCCAAGAAAGAGACCCUGGUGCAGCUGGUGCCCUUCUUUGUGGAUAUCGCUCCGCCUGGAGAACCACUGAACAAGAACAGCAGGCCCAAAGUAGCUUCCCGCUUCCCUAAGCUGUCCCGAGGCCACCCAAGGGAGAUGCGCAAUGUGGAGCCUCAGAGUGGUGACCUCUGACCUCAGUGGAAUCCACACCCCAGUCACUUUGUGCUCAACCUAGCCAUGGCGGCUGGCCCUGGACACCUUGGCAGGAUGACCAUGUUCCCACAGAGAACAUGCUCUUCUUGCUGCCACCCAAUUAAACUGGUCAGUUUUAGCUGCUGGCUCCCUGUCCUUAGAGCAAGUUAUUGCUUACUGGACCGAGAAAAUGGGGACACUGUCACUAUACCCCCAAGGGUGCCAAGGCUGGUUGUCACCUCCUCCAGUUCUGCCAGCAGGUUGGUGGGUGCCAGGACCCCUGGUUGAGAUGCACGGUACAUGGGCAGAAGGAUCCUUCAGAUGCCACCUAUGACGUGUUCCCGCCUGGGAGCUAGAAUGACUGUUACGCUCUUGGAUUCCUCCUGAUGCAACUGACUGCUGCAGCCUGCGGAUGGGACUUCUCCUCCUGUUCCUCUGUCCCCCACCACACUGCCACAUGGCUGGUAUAGAUGGGAUUUCUCCAGGAAUCUCUAGUUGCCCAACAAAGGCAUUGGCAGUGACUUUGGUCUUUGAAGAUCUUAUCCUUCUCUCCUUGUGCUGGCUCCAGGAAGCACCAUCCGUGCAAGACACCUAAGGCUGCUCCAGCAAGGGCAGCUAGAAUGGACCCGAGGGGUUUCACCAUCCAGUCCAGCCAUGGGCAGCCUGAAGACCCUGAGGAGAACAUCCCUGGCCCUAGAUUGGUGGUUGUGACCUCAGGUCACCGGAGAUUUGGCUCUGGGCAUUACUGUGGCAAGCCAACACUAUAGUGUCUCAGACUCACUGCCAGAAUGGAGCGGAGAAUGAUUGUCCCCUGAGGUUGUUUAGCACACUCUGUCCCCUAAUGUGUCUCACUGGGAGCAGAAUACUGUCUCUCCCAAGAUGAUGUCUUCUAUUGCUCUCAUCUCAGGGCACCAUCCUAGAGGCCAAGGCUCUCAGGCAUGGAGUGGAAUAAGAACCGGCUGCUUGGCAACUCUGCCUUCCUCUGCCACCAAGCCUGGGUCUGUCUGCUUCUCAGGACCCACUGUCAAUGAUCUCUCUCCCUAACAAAACCUCCUUGGUGUCUUGGGACAGCUUGGAAAAGCUUACAAAAGGAACCAUGUACCAAGCAGUAUGCGCGCCCCUGCCUGCCAAGGAGCUCCCAGUGGAUCUGCCUAGGGAGGCGACCGCAGAAAGCAGCCUGAAUGUGGUCCUAGAAGGGCUUCAGCUCAAAGCUAUACCUUGGCAAGUGGUCUGAGGAAGUUAGGGCUUUUCUAGCCCAAGGAAAGCUUAGCAAAAGUCCCCUAGAGACAAGAGGGAACUUCAGAGUACAGGGAGACAGAGAGACCUAAACAGCUCCAAUUCUGGAGGGCACCUUGGGCCAGGUGGGCUGUGCCCAAAUGAGGCAGAACACAUCUUUCCUCCCUCAUGACUGGGAGCAGGAGUUGGAGGAAGUAGGGAAACCAUCUUCAGCUUGCUGGGAAGGGAGGACCCAAGAGAUUCUCAGCCAUAGAAAGUCAACGUGGUUCUUCUCUUGUCUGCCUAAGGGACCACAGACUCCACACAAACACCACACCCAGAAUGUAGGGCGGGCACAUGGACCCAGCAAAAAAGACUCUGUGAGACUCUGGUAGCCCCAAGCCCACCUCCUGAGCUUGGAGACUCAGAUGGACACUUUGUAUUCUGUCAUGAUCUGUAAAGAAAGGAUCCUGCCACCUCCCACAUCUCCCACAGCCUAGAGGUCCUAGCAGCAGACUGGCCCAAACACAUGUCACUAAGAGUCUGUUCUCUCAGUACAAACACAGAUGGUGUACAGAACCAUCUUUCACAUUCAGCACCUGCAGUUAAAGCAGAGGGAGGGAGGGAUGAAGGGAGGAAGGAAGGGAGGAAGGAAGGAAGAAAGGGAGGAAGGAAGGAAGGAAGAGAAAAAGAAAGGAAGGAAGGCGGGAAAGAAGGAAGGAAGAAAAGAAAGAGAGAGAAAGAGUAGAUGCCUUGGCUUUCGAGGAUUAAUUAUGGGAAAUUUGUCCAACUCUGCAAUAAUGUGAAUAUGAGAAUGGUUCUAGGGACCAUGUGGGACUUUGGUUGCUUGAUAUCCACCUCUUACCCACCCCUUUUUCCCCUUGUUGGGGAUUGACACUGGGGCCUUGCAAGUGCUGGACAAAAGCUCUCCACUGAACCACACUCCAGACCUGCUCAGACUGAUCCCACAGAAACCUAGCAAUCAUUCUUGGCUCCAGGUUGCCUAUCUCAUUACCUCACAGUGUGAGCAUGUGAACCCCCUGGAACUUGGGCAGAGCAGUGCAGACCAGGGGGUCAGGUGAUGGAAGACUGUUCCCACAAUGCUCCUAAAGGGCAUUUCUGAGGCCCAAAGUCUAGAGAGGAAUGCAGGAUCAUGGCUACCCAGUGGGUCUGACACAAUGCCAUCUCUUCAGGAGACCGUUUCCCAACCCUGAACCUGGCUGUGGCCUUGGCAUCCUUGUGGCUGCUAAAACUUCAUUCUUGGAACAGUUUGUGUGUCCUGAGGCCCAAGUCACAGUGUUCAGGCCUCGGCGCCUGUGCCAUCUACACCAGCUCCAUCUGUGUGAGACACAGGCUGGGCCCUGGUCUCACAGGUCUACCACCAGACUCCAUCUCUUUGGCACCCUGCACUUGCAUACACCCACCCAACUAUGCCCUGCUGAGGACUGAGAAGCUUAGAUCUUCAGGCGCCAGGAUGUCCCAGUAGCAGUCCAGCCAUGAUGCCUUGUCCCUGCGCAGCUAUACUGGCUGGGAGGCAUGCAAGAAGGAGCAGUCACGUGCCCAUGGCAAUAAGUCCUGAUGUUCAACACUCCCACUAGGGACAAUGCCACCCACCACAGAGCUGCCUCCUGGUCAGGGGCGCUGUGACCAGAAGGCAGGUGCCUCCUCAUGAACAAGGUCUAUUGUAAUGAACAUUCUUCAAAAUAUUGUGCAUUAUUUCAUUAAAGCUAGUGUUAAAUGUUUGCUGCUUAGGUUGGUUCUGCGCUAACUUUGCACAACUGUAGCACUGUAUAUUUUAUCUAAUGUUUCUGUGCCAAAUGUUCGGCUCUCUGUUGCUCUGACGUGGUCUCCAUUAUGGUUCUGAAGUAAAGUGUAGACAGUGGGCAGGGAAAGUGGAGCGCACAGGGGUGGAUUGCUGUGGACGCUGGGUCAAGGCUCGGGUUCACUUCUCACUGGGACCAUCUUCCGUCUUCUAGACACUGCUCACCGCGUGUUUCAGCCGACAUCCGCAACCCGCUCAACUCCACUCCCUGUCAGGGGAGACCACUUGACCACGUGGAGGUUUUUGUUAUCAGUAGGAUGGAUUGGGAAGCCCCAGGAAGAAUUGGGACUCAGGAUACAUGACAGGGGGUUACAUAGGAGCUCAUAGGGUUGCUGAGCACCGGAAGAAAACCUGAGAGCUGGGACCUCCAGGGGAGUGAGGAUCUGAUUUGCUAUCCCCAUCCACCCCAGAGAAGUCCUCUGGCUGCUGCAGCCCAGUGCCUGGAGCCCAGAAGCCUGAGCAUGUGGUAUCCCAACUCCCCUCUUAUGUUAAGGUUUACACAAUAGAAUUUUUAAACAAAUACGUUUAAUUUUCUAAAAUCUCUUGUAUUAAAUUUUUCUUUUGGAAUAAGCUGUGGAUUUUGUUACAAUCUGGUUGAGAGAAGCCUUUUCAGUGAGGAGAUUAAAAUGGCAUUUUUUAAGA
Myodes glareolus (Bank vole) is the source of this 6133-nucleotide messenger RNA. The record is from RefSeq and is a predicted model, not a curated record. Lineage: Eukaryota; Metazoa; Chordata; Mammalia; Rodentia; Cricetidae.